CGACGACGACGUGCCCUCGACUUAUCAUCAUCAUCACUAAAAUACGAUCAUGGCGAUUUGUUAAUCCUUCUCUAUUUUUUUUGUUUUUCCGGGAAAAGCAAGUGAGGGAGAGGGAGAGAGAGAGAGAACAAAGAAAAAAGAAAAGUAAACAAAAAAAAACAGAGUUUUCUCCCUCCAUUAACGUAUUAGCUCCUCUCUCUCCACUUUAUUUUCAAUUAAGUUCCUGCAAAUUUUUAUAAACCCUAGUUUUGAUUCAAUUGUUUCUGGGGAUUCUUUUUUUAAAUCAAAGUAGGGAUUUUGAAGACUUGAGAUUAUUGGGUUCGUCGUGAAUUGAGAUUAUUGGGUUCGUCGUGAAUCUCAUUCAAAAAUCGAAACUUUUUGUUGUUUAAUUGAUCAAUUUCGACUAUUUGAUUACAAAUUUAGAAAGAAAGAAAAAAAUGUCAGACUUUGGCGAUUCGCCGAUUUUAUCGCCACCAGCACCGCCAGCUGAUUCCGCUCCUCCACCGGAAACUUCAACCGGAAACGCUGCUCCUCCACCUGUUGAUUCGACCCCUCCUAGCCCACCGGCUGAUUCAUCACCACCGCCGCCGUCAGAACCAUCGCCUCCUCCUCCCGAUUCAGUGUUUCCUCCUUUGCCUUCAAUUUUUCCUCCGAUAACAGCUUCUCCGCCUCCACCGUCUGAUUCUUCUCCACCGGCUGAUUCAACCCCUUCGCCGCCGCCACCUGCUUCAAACAAAUCUCCUUCUCCUCCGGCAGAUUCAGAAACACCACCGGCUCCACCAGCUGAAUCAGAUAACAACCCUCCUCCUUCGUCUCCAGACAUUCAACCGCCACCUUCUCCAUCAUCUUCGCCCAAUGUAGAUCCUACAAACCCGGAAUCACCACCUUUGCAAACUCCUCCGGCUCCACCAUCAUCAGAUCCUACCAAUACACCCCCAGCUCCACCAUUUGACCCUACCAACCCUCCGCCAAUUCAACCAUCAGUACCAGCCAAUUCUCCUCCGGCUAAUCCCAACGCGCCGCCUAGCCCAUUCCUCACAGCGCCACCCAAAACUGCUUCCGGUGGACCUGUGUCCUCUCCAUCUCUCAAUUCUCCCAGCAAAGGAACACCUUCCUCAAACCAAGGCAAUGGAGACGGCGGCUAUCAAGGGAAGACUAUGGUCGGUAUGGCUGUCGCCGGUGUCGCAAUCAUGGCGCUAAUAGCCGUUGUGUUCUUAGUGAGAAGAAAGAAGAAGAGAAAGGCUGAUAGCUAUAAUCACUCACAGUACUUGCCACACCCCAAUUUCUCUGUUAAAUCAGAUGGAUUCGUAUAUGGUCAAGACCCUGGUAAAGGAUACUCUUCUGGUCCUGGUGGUUCAAUGUACAACUCACAGCAACAACAUUCUACUAUGGGAAAUAGCUUCGGCCCACCUGGUGGUUAUCCUCCUCAUCAAAUGCAAUCUAGUGGCACACAUGACUCUGCAAUCCUCGGAAGUGGCCAGACUCAUUUCAGUUACGAUGAGCUUGCAUCAAUAACUCAAGGCUUUUCUCGUCAGAAUAUUCUUGGAGAAGGAGGAUUUGGAUGCGUUUAUAAAGGUACAUUGCAGGAUGGUAAAGUUGUAGCAGUUAAGCAGCUUAAAGCUGGAAGCGGACAAGGUGACCGUGAGUUUAAGGCAGAGGUUGAGAUCAUCAGCCGCGUUCACCAUCGCCAUUUGGUCUCUCUGGUUGGUUACUGCAUUUCAGACCAGCAUAGAUUGCUUAUUUAUGAGUAUGUCUCUAAUCAAACGUUAGAGCAUCAUUUGCAUGGAAAGGGAAUGCCGGUUUUAGAGUGGUCUAAGAGAGUCCGGAUCGCUAUAGGAUCAGCCAAAGGGUUGGCAUAUCUGCACGAAGACUGUCAUCCAAAAAUCAUUCACAGGGACAUUAAAUCAGCAAACAUUCUGCUGGAUGAUGAAUAUGAAGCUCAGGUUGCUGAUUUUGGACUUGCUAGACUCAAUGAUACAACACAAACUCAUGUAUCAACUCGCGUUAUGGGGACCUUUGGGUACCUAGCGCCGGAAUAUGCUUCUAGUGGAAAAUUGACUGAUAGAUCCGAUGUUUUCUCGUUUGGGGUUGUUCUCUUAGAGCUUGUAACUGGACGGAAACCAGUUGACCAAAGUCAGCCUCUAGGAGAAGAGAGUUUGGUGGAAUGGGCACGCCCACUGCUUCUCAAAGCCAUUGAGACCGGAGAUUUUAGCGAACUGAUUGAUACACGGCUCGAAAAACAUUAUGUGGAGCAUGAAGUCUUCAGAAUGAUCGAGACAGCUGCUGCAUGUGUUAGACAUUCUGGUCCAAAACGUCCACGCAUGGUUCAGGUUGUGAGAGCAUUGGACUGUGACGAAGACUCAGGAGAUAUUAGCAACGGAAUAAAAGUUGGGCAAAGCACAGCUUAUGACUCAGGGCAAUACAAUGAAGAUAUCCUGAAAUUCAGAAAAAUGGCAUUUGGUUUUGACAAAGACACAGAGUCAGGAUUGUACAGUGGAAACUACUCUGCCAAAAGCUCUUCUGAUUUCUCAGGGAACGAAUCUGAGACUCGACCUUUCAAUAACCGACGGUUCUGAUCAAACAAUAGGUGAAAGUAACACAUACAUCUCCCUCCUCCUUGAGCUCUGUAAAGCCAUUCUUUUCGUAUAUUGUGAGAUGCUUUUCUUGGUAGGUGCCUUUAGAUUUUGUUCUCUAAUGGCUAAAUUCCUCAGAAAAGGUAAAUACAUAGAAACCAGAUAAGUUGUGAAAGAGUUAAAUGUCUUGUUUUGCUUUUUCUCCGUUCUGUGUUCCUAAUUUUUGUUCGAGUUAAAGAGGAUAGUGAAGAACUCUGUAUUCUGUAUAAAAACGUUCUUCCAUAAA
Molecule: messenger RNA, 2859 nt
Organism: Capsella rubella
Lineage: Eukaryota; Viridiplantae; Streptophyta; Magnoliopsida; Brassicales; Brassicaceae
Product: proline-rich receptor-like protein kinase PERK12
Exons: 8
Coding region: 438-2576 (712 amino acids)
Biological process (GO): protein phosphorylation
Molecular function (GO): ATP binding; protein kinase activity
Source: RefSeq, a predicted model, not a curated record